Molecule: messenger RNA, 2058 nt
Organism: Homarus americanus (American lobster)
Lineage: Eukaryota; Metazoa; Arthropoda; Malacostraca; Decapoda; Nephropidae
Exons: 7
Biological process (GO): nervous system process; regulation of membrane potential; chemical synaptic transmission
Cellular component (GO): synapse; membrane; neuron projection
Molecular function (GO): protein binding; extracellular ligand-gated monoatomic ion channel activity; transmembrane signaling receptor activity
Source: RefSeq, a predicted model, not a curated record
AUGUACAAGUGGCACCAUGUGUGUUAUGCUGUCGACCUUCAUUCCAUGAGGUCCUGGCUGGCUUAUGACGAUCAGGGCAUCAUUUUUCGCCAAUCUGGCCUGGGUAGCGGUCACACUGGGGUGGGUGCCAUCACUCUGGAUGACGUGUGGGGCAGGAUCAGCAUCCCGGUACCCGAUCUCGGUACCGGAGCUGCAGAGGCACUGUACCGGGAGGCGACGGUGAAGGCAGAGUCUCCUGAGCAGCUGAAUAUUGCUGGUGGCGGGCGCUUCGUUAUGAGCCAAGACCUGGAUACCAUUGAGGGAGGUUUCAACGUCCUUCAGAGUGUUCACAACGACGUGGCUCAACUCCUCCUGUACCCUGAGGUUCUGCCCCCUGCCUACCUCAAGGCCUACGUCAAAUGCGAGGAACCUGAGACCAACGUGAAGCCAUUUCUCUACUUCGAUGAGAGCAUGACCAUGUUCACCCUAAGAGGUUUUGUCCGUGUUUCUGAGGCGCCAUUGAAAUCCCUCUGUCAGGAAGACGCCAGCAGACUUGUGAUGCUCCCGGAAAAAAUGAAUUUUGACUCAGCCUACGCCGCCUGUUCCGGGAUGAAGGGGUUGAUGGCUAUACCGACCAACGAGGAGGAAAACACCCAAAUAUUCGAUGAAUUUGUUAAGUUUAAUGACCUGUGUGUGAACGCCUACUCGACGUUCUACUGGCUCGGGUUUAUGGGUGACCUCAACACUGAUGAAUGGCUGACCGUGAACACCAACCAGCACCUCACUUGGGAUAAACUAACCACCGGGUAUGAUAAAGUCAAAGCAGGUCAGUUGUGUGCUAGUGUAGGCGGCGCUGACUUUCCCUAUGGCUGGUACAGGACACCUUGCCAGUACCUCUCAUGUCCGCUGUGCAACUUCACCGCUACACCAUCGUUCAGAGUGCGGGGACUGUGUAAGGAUUCAAUUAUCGACAGAAAUCUCUUCCUUAGGGAUUAUAAAAACAACAAGCCACAAUUCCAUGGGCCGCACUUCACUGACGUCUCCUGGGACAGUGACAACGCCACCUGGAAGUUGACAAGUAGAGGCCACGAGAACCUGACGGGUUAUAUGGUGAUGAAGGUCCCCACCGAAUAUCCUGUCGGCGUUCACUCCUGGAUCAUCACAGGCGACAAGUGUGUGACGAGUGAGCUGGAGGUGCUGAUAACGGCUUGUGGUGACGAGGAGUACACCUGCAACGACGGCGCCUGCAUCAGCAAGACACAACGCUGUGAUUUGGCAACUAACUGCCCCGACAGGAGUGACGAGCUGAACUGCCACCUGGCACAAAUCCCCAUCGGCUACUCCCUCGAGAUGCCUCCACCUAAGGAUCAAAACACGCCAGUUCCCGUCCGCAUCCUCGUCGAAAUCACCUCCGUCAGGAAGAUCGAUGUCCUGGGCUUCAAGUUGGUGCUGGACAUCAUUCUAAAACUGUUCUGGCGGGACGGGAGACUGAGCAUGAAGAACCUGAGGAAGGAUCUUAACUAUAACAAAGUCCAAGAUCUGAAGAAACUGUGGAUACCGCUGCUACAGGUUGAGGACGGGGCGAGGAGUCUGGCGGACCUCUUGCUCAGGACGGAGUCGCUGUUGGUGCAGAGGGAGGGGAGCCCCACCGCUGACGACGACUCUAGACUGUACGAAGACGACGUGUACCUGGGCUCAGAGAACACGAUGAUGCUGUACCAGGUGUAUACAGUCGACUUCACCUGUCAGUUCCAGUUACAGCUGUACCCGUUUGAUUCUCAGGUGUGCUCCGUCGCCUUCAGUCUAAUUGGUGUCUCUCCCUCCUUCGUCAUCCUAGAUAAGGAGGAAGACGGAGUGAUGUUCACCGGCAUGAAGACCCUGUUGGAGUACGAGGUCACGUCCUUUGCCAUGACCCCUGUGGAUGAUCCUCUCAAGUCCGGUCAGAGGGUAAGGUCAAACGAGGUGUCGCUGGAGCUGAAGAAUCUGUCCGGGUACUACAUCAGCAGCACCUAUGUACCCACUCUCCUCUUGGUCGCCAUCUGUUACCUCACACUCUACUUCGACAUUGCUGACUUCACG